AGUGGAAAGUGGGCUUACUGCGAAGGGAUUUUCUUGGGAUGAGAGCAGAUCUCCUGCCUUCAUUUUGGAUGCGCUCCCUGCUUUAACCGCCCCCCCGCCCCCAGCCUUCAGCCAGAUCCCUGGACAGCCUGUCUCUCCCGGCAGUUCUCCGACUUCCGAGGACACCGGACGGGAGUUGGCAGUUCUCCCUCGGGCAGAGCAGAGAACGUUUUUCCUUUCUAAGUGCAUAAGCUUCACGCACACGCGCACACACGCACACACGUGCACACACCCCGCGGAGCCGGACCUUAACCUCCGAGGCGGCUCUGCCCGCUCCCCUCCUGCCCUCAGCAUCCUCGGCCCAGCGUCCCUCGGACCAGCAUGGAAGUGCUGGAGAGCGGGGAGCAGAGCGUUCUGCAGUGGGACCGCAAGCUGAGCGAGCUGUCAGAGCCCGGGGAAACCGAGGCUCUUAUGUACCACACGCACUUCUCAGAACUCCUGGAUGAGUUUUCCCAGAACGUGUUGGGUCAGCUCCUGAAUGACCCUUUCCUCUCAGAGAAGAGUGUGUCGAUGGAGGUGGAGCCAUCCCCGACGUCCCCGGCGCCUCUCAUCCAGGCAGAGCACAGCUACUCCCUAUGUGAGGAGCCUCGGGCCCAGUCACCAUUCACCCACGUUACCACCGGUGACAGCGUCAAUGACGAUGAAGUGGAAAGUGAGAAAUGGUACCUGUCUACAGACUUUCCAUCAACAACCAUCAAGACAGAGCCAAUUACAGAGGAGCCGCCCCCAGGACUUGUUCCCUCUGUCACUCUGACCAUCACUGCCAUCUCCACCCCUUUUGAGAAGGAGGAACCCCCCCUGGAAAUGAAUACUGAGGUUGAUUCCUUGUGCCAGACCGUUAUUCCUAAAAUUAAGCUGGAGCCUCAUGAAGUGGAUCAGUUCCUCAACUUCUCUCCUAAAGAAGCCUCCGUGGAACACUUGCACUUACCUCCCACCCCUCCCAGCAGCCACAGCAGUGACUCGGAGGGCAGCCUGAGCCCCAACCCGCGCCUGCACCCCUUCAGCCUGCCUCAGACCCACAGCCCCUCCAGAGCCGUGGCGCGGGCCCCCUCGGCCCUGUCCAGCUCUCCUCUCCUCACGGCGCCUCACAAACUGCAAGGAUCAGGCCCACUGGUCCUGACAGAAGAGGAGAAAAGGACCCUGAUCGCCGAGGGCUAUCCCAUCCCCACCAAAUUGCCUCUAACAAAAUCAGAGGAGAAGGCUCUAAAGAAAAUUCGGAGGAAAAUCAAGAACAAGAUUUCUGCCCAGGAAAGUAGGAGAAAGAAGAAAGAAUACAUGGACAGCUUGGAGAAAAAGGUGGAGUCUUGUUCAACUGAGAACUUGGAGCUUCGGAAGAAGGUAGAGGUUCUGGAGAACACCAACAGAACUCUCCUGCAGCAACUACAGAAGCUUCAGACUUUGGUGAUGGGCAAGGUUUCGCGCACCUGCAAGUUGGCGGGCACGCAGACUGGCACGUGCCUCAUGGUGGUUGUGCUAUGCUUUGCUGUUGCAUUUGGCAGCUUCUUUCAGGGCUACGGGCCCUAUCCUUCUGCCACCAAGAUGGCUCUGCCCAGCCAGCAUUCUGUGCAGGAGCCGUAUACAGCCUCUGUCGUGAAAUCCAGGAAUCUGCUGAUCUACGAGGAACAUUCUCCCCUGGAGGAGCCGUCCAGCCCAGCCUCAGCUGGGGAGCUUGGGCAUUGGGACAGAGGGUCCUCUCUGCUCAGGGCAUCAGGGUUGGAGACCAGGCCUGAUGUGGAUCUCCCCCAUUUCAUUAUCUCCAAUGAGACCAGCCUGGAGAAAUCAGUGCUGUUGGAGCUACAGCAGCACUUGGUCAGCGCCAAACUGGAGGGGAACGAGACACUAAAAGUUGUAGAACUCGACAGAAGAGUGAACGCCACCUUCUAAAGAGGCUGUCUCCACCUCCCUCUUUCUCUUCACUCUGCUUUCCCAUCCCCAAACCACCUCUGUCAUAAGCUUUUCCUUUUUGCCUUUGAUCUGGAUAAAGACAUGGGCAAGCGGUCGUGGCUUUGGAUGGGAGGACAGCCUGGGAUUUCCACCUGCGGUGAGAGAGCACCUUCCCCUCCAUUCCAUGCCCCCCUGAAGAGGGGAGCCCGGCAUCCCUCCCUCCCUCCUGUUUA
This is a messenger RNA of Neomonachus schauinslandi (Hawaiian monk seal), 2156 nucleotides long. It is a transcript of the gene CREB3L2, whose product is annotated as cAMP responsive element binding protein 3 like 2. The record is from RefSeq and is a predicted model, not a curated record. Gene Ontology annotation, molecular function: cAMP response element binding; DNA-binding transcription factor activity, RNA polymerase II-specific. The transcript is spliced from 12 exons. NCBI's taxonomy places the organism in Eukaryota, Metazoa, Chordata, Mammalia, Carnivora, Phocidae. The coding region runs from base 361 to 1923 and encodes 520 amino acids. Gene Ontology annotation, biological process: regulation of transcription by RNA polymerase II.